Dermatophagoides farinae (American house dust mite) is the source of this 1404-nucleotide messenger RNA. It is a transcript of the gene Prim1, whose product is annotated as DNA primase small subunit. Lineage: Eukaryota; Metazoa; Arthropoda; Arachnida; Sarcoptiformes; Pyroglyphidae. The record is from RefSeq and is a predicted model, not a curated record. Gene Ontology annotation, biological process: DNA replication, synthesis of primer.
UAAAUAUAAUCAUUCUUCAUUCGUCGCUACAGUGAAAUUAUCACUUCAAUUUGAAAAAAAUGUCCGAUCAAAAUAAAGAUCUAUCCUAUCAUAUUGGUGCUUAUUAUGCACAUCUAUUUCCAUAUAGUCUAUUUUAUCAAUGGUUAUCAUAUGCCAAUGUCGAAAAAGAUUAUUUUUCACGAAGAGAAUUCUCAUUCACCCUGAAUGGCGACAUUUAUCUUCGAUUUAAUUCAUUCGAAUCAUUAGCUGAAAUGCGUAAAUGUAUACUGGCUCGAAUGCCUACUAAAAUCGAUAUUGGUGCCGUUUAUAGUUCACGACCUUGUGAAUCUCGUAAAAUUAAAUUGAUGUCAUUUCAACCACAAUCUAAAGAAUUAGUAUUCGAUAUCGAUAUGACCGAUUAUGAUGAUAUUCGUACAUGUUGUAAAGGUGCUGAAAUUUGUCAAAAAUGUUGGAUGUUUAUGGUGAUAGCUGCUCGCAUACUUGAAGCAUAUCUACGUGAAGAUUUGGGUUUCAAAAAUAUUCUAUGGGUUUAUUCCGGUCGUCGUGGUAUUCAUUGUUGGGUGGCAGAUGAACGUGCUCGACGUUUAGGAUCGGAUGGUCGUGAUGCAAUUGCAUGUUUUAUUAAUAUUUUUGAUGGUGGUCAAUUCAAAGCAAAAAAAGUAGAAAUCGAUGGAUUAAAAGGCUGCCAUCCAUCAUUGGCACGUUCGAUUCAUAUUAUUGAUAAAUAUUUUGAAGAACUAAUGAUAAAUAGACAAGAUUUUCUUGCCACUAAAGAACAGAUAAAGAUGGUUGCAGAUCUUUGUCUUGAUAAGCCAUUGCGUGAAGAAAUUCUACAAACAUUAUUGAAUCCAAAUGAAACAAAAUGUAAAACAUCUUUACAUCGAUGGAAAAUGAUUUGUUCUCUAGCAUCAAAAUUCUAUUCAUCUAAAGGUGCAAAUCAUUUGCUUAGUAAUAAUCGAAUUCGACAUAGAUAUUUUCUUGAAGAAAUCAAAUUUCAGUUUUGUUAUCCACGUUUAGAUAUAAAUGUUACACGUGGUCUUAAUCAUUUACUUAAGGUACCAUUUUCAAUACAUCCGAAAACCGGUCGUAUAUGUGUGCCAAUAGAUUUUGAAAAAUUGGAUCAAUUUGAUCCAUUUGCAGUGCCAACACUUUCAACAUUGAUCGAAGAAAUGGAUAAAAUUUCAAUAACACAAGAUACAGAAAAAACAACAGAUGAUUGUACCAUUACAACUAGCAUAGCAUAUCGAACAUCAUUGGCGCCAUCAUUAAAUUUGUUUCGAAAAUUCAUACAAAAUAUCGAACAUGGUUUGCGUCCAACAAAAUUAUCUGAACAAGAUGAUCGAUCAAAGAUUGAUUUUAAUAAUAAAUUUAAUUUUAAUGAUGAUGAUUGAAUUCAAUUACUUU